Molecule: messenger RNA, 6349 nt
Organism: Bombina bombina (fire-bellied toad)
Lineage: Eukaryota; Metazoa; Chordata; Amphibia; Anura; Bombinatoridae
Gene: MAGI1
Product: membrane associated guanylate kinase, WW and PDZ domain containing 1
Exons: 23
Coding region: 324-4658 (1444 amino acids)
Biological process (GO): signal transduction
Cellular component (GO): cytoplasm
Molecular function (GO): protein binding
Source: RefSeq, a predicted model, not a curated record
AGUGCUCAGGAUCGGUGGCACGGGAUGGAAUACAAUGUAACAACAGCACAAGCUUUGUGUCUCUUUAAAGGAGCCGCUGUCCCUAAGCUGGAUCUGUGAGUGAGGAAGUGACAACGACAAAACAAAAAGGAAUAACUAGUAGCUGAGAGGAAAGUUACUACACGGGAUCAGGAGAAAACUUUGUGGAUAUUACAGUUGGGCUUUCUUCAUGGAGGUAUUGGCUGCCAGCUGCUGGGAAGUUUGGUUGGUGAUGGCUUGAUGUAACCUGUCACAGGGGGAACUUUGCUCCUCUUUUAUUUUUCUUAUUGUUGUCACUUGUCACCAUGGCCAAAGUGAUCCAAAAGAAGAAUCAUUGGACUAGCAGAGUUCAUCAAUGUCUAUACAGCGGGGGAGACCAAAGCCUCCCGGUACUGGGGGGCGCGGAGCAUGGAGAGUUCCUCUACCUGGGGGAGAUGGAGGGGGACGGGGAACUGACGGGAGGGGAGUUAUUGUUGGAAGUAGCCGGUGUGUCGGUGUCAGGAUUACCCCGCUAUGAUGUGCUGGAUAUUAUCAGGAACUACAAGGAGCCUGUCCCGCUCAAAGCUGUCAGACAAGGAAGCAGAUUAAACAAGGAUUUGCGACAUUAUCUGAAUCAAAGAUUUCAGAAAGCAUCAGCAGACCACGAGUUACAACAAAUUAUACGAGAUAAUCUUUACCGCCAUGCAGUGCCUUGUACAACUCGCCCACCCAGAGAAGGAGAAGUACCAGGUGUAGACUACAAAUUUCUAUCUGUACAGGAAUUUUUAGCCCUUGAAGAAAAAGGAACUUUACUUGAAGUUGGGACAUAUGAAGGUAACUAUUAUGGGACACCGAAGCCUCCAAGCCAACCCACCAGCGGGAAACUGAUUUCCAGUGAUGCUUUGCAAAACCCUCUGUCCGGCUGUAAGCAGUCGACUCCCAAAAGAACAAAGUCUUACAAUGAUAUGCAAAAUGCUGGCAUAGUGCAUAUAGAGAAUGACGACUUUGAUAAUGAUGCUCCUGAAAUGAGCAGUAGCUUCACAGCAGACUCCAGUGAACAAGACGAGCACAUUCCUAUUCUUACACAACAAUUGCCUCCACCAGUGUUUCGGAUUCUCCCGUCUUUUCCCAUCACGGAAGCAUCUCAGAAGUUACCUCAAUACCUACCUCCUCCUCAAGAGGAUAUCCUUGGUCCUCUGCCUGAAAACUGGGAAAUGGCGUUCACAGAGAAUGGAGAAGUCUAUUUCAUAGACCACAAUACUAAAACGACAUCAUGGUUAGACCCGCGGUGCCUGAACAAACAGCAGAAGCCUCUUGAAGAAUGUGAAGAUGAUGAAGAAGGCGUACAUACGGAGGAACUGGACAGUGAACUAGAAUUACCUGCUGGGUGGGAGAAAAUUGAAGAUCCAAUAUACGGAGUCUACUAUGUAGAUCACAUAAACAGGAAGACGCAGUAUGAAAAUCCUGUUCUGGAAGCCAAGCGGAAGAAGCAGCUAGGACAACAGCAGGCAGAAGAAUGGACAGCAGAACAUCCCCCCACUGCUCCUCCACCCAUUGCUUUUCCAAACAACAUUACUCCAAAAAAGAAGGAACCUAUGAGAGAUGCUCCUGCCCAUGCAAAACCAUUUUUUACAAGGAACCCUUCUGAAUUAAAAGGGAAAUUUAUUCACACAAAACUACGGAAGAGUAGUCGUGGCUUUGGUUUUACUGUUGUUGGUGGUGAUGAGCCGGAUGAAUUUUUACAAAUAAAGAGUUUGGUAGUAGAUGGUCCAGCAGCGUUAGAUGGCAAAAUGGAAACUGGAGAUGUUAUUGUUAGUGUGAACGAUAUUUGUGUACUUGGGUACACCCAUGCUCAAGUUGUGAAGAUCUUCCAGUCAAUACCAAUCGGUGAAUGUGUUGCCCUUGAACUUUGCCGAGGUUAUCCUCUUCCUUUUGAUCCUGAUGACCCCAAUACAAGUUUAGUAACAUCUGUUGCAAUUUUGGACAAAGACCCUAUCAUUGUUAAUGGGCAAGAAAAUUAUGAUUCCCCUUCCAGCAACAGCAGCAAAACUAGAAAAGCCAAUAACUUAAAGGAGCCAAGGCCAAGCAGCCCAGCUGAUGUUUCUUCAAAUGGUUCCCAUGGUUACCCUAAUGAUACUGUCUCCUUGGCAUCCUCUAUAGCAACACAACCUGAACUUAUAACUAUACAUAUAGUUAAAGGACCAAUGGGAUUUGGCUUUACUAUAGCAGACAGCCCUGGAGGUGGAGGUCAGAGAGUGAAGCAGAUUGUAGAUAGCCCCAGAUGUCGUGGCCUCAAAGAAGGGGACCUUAUAGUCGAAGUGAAUAAGAAGAAUGUUCAGAACCUUACUCAUAAUCAAGUUGUGGAUUUAUUGAUCGAAUGUCCUAAAGGAAGUGAAGUUACCCUGUUGGUACAAAGAGGAGGACUACCGGUUCCAAAGAAAAGCCCGAAGUCGCAACCACUUGAAAGGAAAGACAGCCAAAACAGCUCCCAGCAUAGCGUUUCCAGUCACCAUAGUGGUCACACCGCGUCUCCCCUUCACAGUGUUCAAGCCCUCCCUGAUUAUCCGACCAGUGAGGCACCAGCUGUGGACCAAGUGGAAGGCUCCGGGCAAAAGAAGCCAGAUCCAUUUAAAAUCUGGGCUCAGUCCAGGAGUAUGUAUGAGAGCAGACUUCCUGAUUUCCAAGAAUAUGAUAUCUUUCUAUGGAGAAAAGAAACUGGUUUUGGAUUUAGAAUUCUUGGGGGAAAUGAACCAGGAGAACCGAUAUACAUAGGUCAUAUUGUGCCUCUAGGUUCAGCUGAUGCGGAUGGACGGUUGAGAUCGGGUGAUGAACUUAUCUGUGUGGAUGGAACAGCAGUUGUUGGAAAAUCUCAUCAGCUUGUUGUACAACUUAUGCAGCAGGCUGCAAAACAAGGCCAUGUCAAUCUAACCAUAAGGCGUAAAGUAGUAUAUCCAGUCCCAAAAACCGAGAAUGAUGUUCCCGCAUCACCAGCAUCAUCACAUCACAGCAGCAACCAACCUGCCUCUUUAACGGAGGAGAAACGAACUCCACAAGGCAGCCAGAACUCAUUAAACACUGUGAGUUCUGGCAGCGGCAGUACCAGUGGAAUCGGCAGUGGAGGUGGUGGUGGAAGCGGUGUUGUGAGCACUGUGAUUCAACCAUAUGAUGUAGAAAUCCGACGUGGUGAAAAUGAAGGAUUCGGAUUUGUAAUUGUGUCGUCCGUUAGCAGACCAGAAGCUGGAACUACGUUUGUGGGCAAUGCAUGUGUGGCUAUGCCUCACAAAAUAGGUCGGAUAAUAGAAGGGAGCCCUGCAGAUCGAUGCGGCAAACUGAAAGUGGGAGAUCGGAUCUUGGCCGUUAACGGAUGCUCCAUCACCAACAAGUCACAUUCAGACAUCGUCAAUUUAAUCAAGGAAGCAGGAAACACCGUUACUCUACGCAUCAUUCCUGGCGAUGAAUCCUCCAAUGCUUCACUGCUGACCAAUGCAGAGAAAAUUGCAACCAUUACGACUACUCAUACGCCACAGACAAUACCGCAAGAAACCAAGAACAACGCAAAACCAAAGCAAGAACCACAAUUUGAAUUUAAAACACCACCAGCCAAUACACAGCAAGAACAAGAAUUUUACUCCGUGGAACUAGACAGAGGACUGAAAGGAUUUGGGUUCAGUCUUAGAGGAGGAAGGGAAUAUAAUAUGGAUCUCUAUGUUUUGCGUCUAGCAGAAGAUGGACCAGCAGAGAGAUGCGGGAAAAUGAGGAUUGGUGAUGAAAUUCUGGAAAUUAAUGGAGAAACUACUAAGAACAUGAAGCACGCUCGAGCAAUUGAACUGAUUAAAAAUGGUGGCCGAAGAGUGCGUCUGUGUCUGAAACGUGGAGAUGGCUCAGUGCCAGAAUAUGACCCCAGCUGUGACAGGAGCAGCCCAACAGACAGUUCCCAAAAUAUUUCGAAAGUGAUCACACUACCAUCUGAGAGAAAUCACUCAUCAUCGGAGUUCAGUUAUCCACCCGACCUUCACAAAUCAUUACAGCAUGGGGAAAAAUGGACCUAUGUUAAAGACCCUAAAGGUAGCAAAUACCACAAUGAACACCAUACAUGGAAUGGAUCUUCUAAAAAUUAUAUUGCAUCAAAUAGCAGAAGGGAUUAUUCCCCCGAGGAUAGAAGACCGAGCCAUGGUGAUAGAAUGGUGACCAAUGGACAGAAAAAACAAUCUUCUGAGAAGAGAAAUGAAGGAACAAGGAGUGCUGAAAAUACUCUGGAAAGGAGAGAUCGAAAUAAUAGAAGGAGGGAUAGUUCUCCUCAAAGACCCAGAGAAAGAUCACCUGUGCGUAAAAGAGAUGGGUCACCUAACAAACGAAGGAAAUCAUUGGAUAGGUUUAUGGAUCAAAGAAGGUCCCCUGAUAGACGAAGAGAGAAUUCGCCUGAUAGAAGACGAGCAAAGUCUACAGACAGAAGAAAAGAAAGAUCACCAGAGAGACGAAGGGAACGCUCUCCUGAAAGAAGACGAGAGAGGUCUCCUGAUAAAAGGAACAAGAAUGAAAGAUACUCCAACAAAGAAAGGGAUGAGCAUAGUCUGAAAUAUGAUACCACCAAAAAUUCUAGACAUCACAAUGAGCAAAGGAGGAGACCAUAUAAAGAAUGUAGCACUGACCUCAGUAUCUGAUGCACUGAGGCACAUUCUUCCCAUAUGGUGUUUAAAGGGUCUGGUAACAGAAAUUAUUUAUAGUGUCUUACUUAGGUGGGCACUCAACGUGUUGAUUCUGUAUUACCAUGAAACAUUUUAUGCAGACAAAACCUUAUUACAGAGUGUCGUGCCUGAUGUAUAUUAAAGAAAGUAUUUUUCAAUGUAUCUUUUUUAAGUUAUUUGCCAAAUGCCAACCCUCAAGGAUAUAACAUGUUCUUCAACAAACUAUUUUAUUGACAAUGUUCAUUUAAGAACAUUAUUUUCCAUACACUUUGUCUUUAGAAUAUAUUUAGGCCACUGGGAAGCAAACUGCUUAGGUAACAACUAUUUGGCUUGGCUUGAUUAACAUGGUUGUUCUGACUGUUAAUUAGUUGUCUACAAAUACAAAUGAUGUAAUUAGACAUAUGUAGGCUGGUGGUGGGAGCUAAUGAGAUGUAAGAACAUUUGUGUUGAGACGAAGAAAAUCAAUCUGCCUAAAAAGAGGUGGAGAGACUAAUUCUAAAAUAUACAGUAAAUGACUACUAAUGACAUGAAGGAAAUAUACAAGCACACACCUCACAAGGCUAUUUAUUUUAUUGUUUAACUGGACAAAAAAAUGGAUGAGUGUUUUUUUCAAGCGUGUCUAUAAUGUAGAGUCUACAAUGGUUAUUGGUGCUGGGUUACCGGCAAUAUUCCAUUUGCUAGACUCUACUAUAUUUUCUCCAGAUUAAAAAAUUCUGACAAUUUAUACACCAAGCAGCAAAAAAAAAAAAAUCUUAGAGGUAUACUAAAAGGAUUGGCAAAAUGUUACAUGUCCUGUAAAAAUCCUUAACAUCUGGAUAUCAAUUAUUAAUUUGUACUUUCUGUUAUUGCGUCUAUCCAAGAAAAUUUUGCAUUACUGCCAAGCUGAGCCAAAAUGUUUGCAUUUUCUCUAAAAAAAAAACAAAUAAUAAUCUGCUGCUUACAGUUCUUUGGUGUGUACAUGUAUAUUGUAUUAUAUUUUCAUACAAGCAUUGAAAAAACGUUAGUCUAUCACUGUUACGAUGGUACUGUAUAAAAUAAAAUAAAAAAGGCCAAUCAUUGUGUGUACAUAAGUUUAAACUGUAAUUAUUAGAGCCUGUUUGGAAAGAAAAUGUUGCCUUUUUUUUCUUGUAUAAAAGAAACUUUAUUGCAGAAUCAUGUGAGGAAUGUGAUAAGUGUUUAUAUUUCUGAAAAUGGAGCAAAAUGAUUAAUUGACAAUAUAUUUUAAUGUAAUCUGAAUCAGGUAUGUAAAGGUGUUUUCAAAAUGGGAACCAGAUAAGUAAUUAUGAAGCUUUUGUUUGGUUUGACAUUUAAUUUCAUUUAUUUCUUCAUUGUAAGCCUGCUUGACUAUAAAGCACUCGUAUACAUUAUGCCUUUAAUCAUCAUUCCUUGCAAUGUACUCGUACCAUAAUGCUCUUUUCUGUCUUGAUGAAAAGCGCUUUGUGGGCCAAUCUUUUUAUAAAACACUAUGCAUAUAUCAAUUCAACAUUGUUCAUACAGUAGCUUUAUUUAACUUAUGGGAGUUGAAACAUGAAAUUAAUUUGAUUCAAGGUGAUUGUGAAAUUCUCAGUGCAGGCUUCCUUCAAUGGAACAGAACACAAUGUGUAUGUAUCUAGAAAAGCAAGUUUGUGAAUGCUAUUUUUAUUAAUAAAUAAAGUUUUCAAUACAAA